UUUUCAGUGAAUCUCCUGAUGUUGUUUUGAGUCUGAUUGUAGUUUCUGCUCUGCUCUGUGUUACAGUGAUACAGGGUCAGAAUGGCUGGAGAGUGACUUACACUUCUACUGCGAUCUGUGCAUUAAAAGGAUCAACAGUGGACAUGAGCUGCACAUACACAUACCCACCGAGAGUAUAUGGCUAUGAUGUUACAGUUCAAGAAACUUUCUGGUUUAAGAGAACAAAUGUGGAUCUAACAACAGACUCAGAGUAUUCAGGUCGUGUGCAGAAUAUCUGUGAUAACAACAAGUGCACUCUGAGAAUCACAGACCUGAGAGAGAGCGACUCAGCUGAGUACAAGUUCAGAUUCAUAACAAACCUUUCAUCAGGGAAACAUACUGGUUCACCUGGAGUCACUUUGUCUGUCGCAGCUCUACAGGUGCAGGUGAAGACAAUACAACAGUAUUAUGCUAAUGCAGAGCUGAAGUGUCACAGCAGCUGCAGUCCAGCUGGUCGUCUUUCCUACGUCUGGUUCAAGAAUGGACAGAAAGUCAGAGAGGAGACAUCUUCUUAUAAAGGCUGGUUUCAUCCCAGAGACGUCAUCUCUUGUGCUUUGAAAGGACAUGAGAAUUACAGCUCUCCUUCAGUGUGUGAGUUUACUCCUCUGU
This is a messenger RNA of Larimichthys crocea (large yellow croaker), 648 nucleotides long. RefSeq lists its product as uncharacterized. The annotation marks the transcript as partial. Lineage: Eukaryota; Metazoa; Chordata; Actinopteri; Sciaenidae. The record is from RefSeq and is a predicted model, not a curated record. The transcript is spliced from 2 exons.